CCAGCAUCCUUCUGUUUCUGUUUCUUCCUUUCUCGGCCUCUGUAGUGUGAAUCGGGUCUCGGGGAAUGGCGUGUGCUGGAGAAAUCACAGCUGCCGAGUUCUUGAAGGGCACCAGUAGGCAGACUUUGUUUUUGCAGAGAAAUGCACAAAGACGACGGACCCAUUUGCUUUGGGGUACGCUUCAAAGACAGAAUUUAGCGGGGUGGGCGAAUAACGGUAGGAGGAUUUCUUUGAGAUGCCGUGCUCAAGCGAAGCCUAAAGCUGUGGUUUCCGAGGGUGUGGGCAGUGCUGUUGAAGAAGAAUCAGCUUUAAGCGAAAAACCCGCCAAAGAAGUCAUACAUUUUUUCCGCGUUCCAUUGAUUCAAGAGAAUGCAACUUCAGAACUCCUCAAAUCAGUUCAGACCAAAGUGUCCAAUCAGAUUGUUGGCUUGAAGACGGAGCAGUGUUUUAACAUCGGGCUUGAUUCGAGGCUUUCUAGCGAAAAACUUUCGGUUCUCAAGUGGCUCCUUCAAGAAACGUACGAGCCGGAGAAUUUGGGGACUGAGAGCUUUCUUGAGAAGAAGAGGCAAGAAGGCUUAAUUACGGCUGUAGUUGAGGUUGGGCCAAGAUUAUCAUUUACGACAGCUUGGUCUGCUAAUGCAGUAUCCAUUUGUCGUGCUUGUGGGUUGAGUGAAGUGACAAGAUUGGAGAGAUCGCGAAGAUACUUGUUGUACAGUAAGGUUCCUUUGCAGGAUCAUCACAUUUAUGAGUUUGCCCAAAUGGUUCAUGAUCGGAUGACGGAGUGCGUUUAUGCCCAGAGGCUGACAUCUUUUGAGACCAGUGUGGUGCCUGAGGAAGUGCGUUAUAUACCUGUCAUGGAGAGGGGUCGAAAGGCUUUGGAGGAGAUCAAUGAGCAAAUGGGCUUGGCUUUUGAUGAGCAAGACUUGCAAUAUUACACUAGGUUGUUUCGAGAGGAUAUUAAGCGUGAUCCAACGACUGUGGAGUUAUUCGAUAUCGCACAGUCGAACAGCGAACAUAGCAGGCACUGGUUCUUCACUGGGAAGAUGGUCAUCGAUGGACAGUCCAUGAAUAGAACUCUGAUGCAGAUUGUGAAGAGCACUUUGCAGGCCAAUCCAAAUAAUUCCGUCAUUGGGUUCAAGGACAACUCAAGCGCAAUCAAGGGCUUCCCUGUAAACCAGUUGCGACCUGUUCAGCCGGGUUCAACAUGUCCAUUGAAUGAAACAAGUCGGGAACUGGACAUCUUGUUUACAGCUGAGACCCAUAACUUCCCAUGUGCAGUUGCACCUUACCCUGGUGCAGAGACAGGAGCUGGUGGCCGAAUCAGGGACACCCAUGCCACUGGGAGGGGGUCUUUUGUCACUGCAGGUACAACCGGUUACACUAGUGGAAACUUAAACCAGGAGGGGUCUUAUGCUCCUUGGGAGAAUCUGUCCUUCUCAUAUCCAUCGAAUUUGGCUUCACCUCUGCAGAUCCUCAUUGACGCUAGCAAUGGUGCCUCAGAUUAUGGGAACAAAUUUGGGGAGCCACUGAUUCAGGGGUUCACCAGGACUUUUGGCAUGAGACUUCCCAGUGGGGAGAGGCGUGAGUGGUUGAAGCCUAUAAUGUUCAGUGGAGGCAUUGGACAGAUUGACCACAGUCAUAUAUUAAAAGGGGAGCCUGACAUAGGAAUGUUGGUUGUAAAGAUUGGAGGGCCCGCUUAUCGAAUUGGAAUGGGAGGCGGGGCAGCAUCGAGCAUGGUUAGCGGGCAAAAUGAUGCUGAGCUCGAUUUUAACGCUGUUCAGCGUGGAGAUGCUGAGAUGGCUCAGAAGUUAUAUCGUGUUGUUCGUGCGUGUAUCGAAAUGGGGGAGAAGAACCCUAUCAUCAGCAUUCAUGAUCAGGGAGCAGGUGGAAACUGUAACGUCGUCAAGGAGAUUAUAUACCCAAAAGGUGCUGAGAUCGAUAUUAGAGCUAUUGUAGUAGGCGACCACACCAUGUCUGUUCUGGAGAUUUGGGGUGCAGAAUAUCAGGAGCAAGAUGCAAUCUUGGUGGAGCCUGAAAGCCGUGAACUAUUGCAAUCGAUAUGUGAAAGGGAGAGGGUUUCCAUGGCCGUCAUAGGAAGUAUAAAUGGUCAAGGACGAGUUGUUUUGGUUGAUAGUCAGCUUACCAAAAAAUCCAAAGAAAGUGGACUCCCACCUGCUCCUCCUGCCGUGGAUCUCGAGCUUGAGAAAGUGCUUGGCGACAUGCCCCAAAAAUGCUUUGAGUUCCAGCGUGUGGUCCAUCCACUAGAGCCGCUUGAUAUUGCUCCUGGAAUCACAGUGAUGGAUUCUCUGAAGAGGGUACUGAGACUUCCAUCUGUUGGUUCGAAACGGUUCUUGACAACUAAGGCGGAUCGUUGUGUGACAGGUCUGGUGGCACAGCAACAGACUGUGGGCCCCUUGCAGAUCACACUAGCAGAUGUUGCUGUUAUUGCUCAGACGUAUAACAACCUGACAGGAGGUGCAUGUGCCAUAGGAGAGCAGCCGAUCAAAGGUCUUUUGGACCCAAAAGCGAUGGCUCGGUUGGCCGUUGGAGAAGCACUCACAAACCUAGUUUGGGCCAAAGUUACUUCUCUUUCUGAUGUCAAGGCUAGCGGCAACUGGAUGUACGCUGCCAAGCUUGACGGGGAAGGGGCAGCCAUGUAUGAUGCUGCGACAGCUCUUUCUGAAGCAAUGAUAGAGCUUGGGAUUGCUAUUGAUGGCGGAAAGGACAGUUUGUCCAUGGCAGCCCACGCCGCAGGGGAGGUGGUCAAGGCCCCUGGAAAUCUUGUGAUCAGUGUCUAUGUCACAUGCCCUGACAUCACCAAAACAGUGACGCCAGAUCUCAAACUGGGCGAUGAUGGUUUCCUGCUUCACAUCGAUUUGGCAGAGGGGAAACGAAGGUUAGGUGGAUCUGCUCUGGCGCAGGUUUUUGACCAAAUUGGGGAUGAGUGUCCUGAUCUCGACGAUGUUUCUUACCUUAAGAGGGUAUUUGACGGAGUUCAGAAUCUCAUUGAUGAUGAAAUGAUAUCGGCCGGUCAUGAUAUUAGCGAUGGAGGGCUCUUGGUUUCAGUUCUCGAGAUGGCAUUUGCAGGUAACUGUGGCUUUAUCCUAAGUCUGGAUUCUCGUGGAAAUAGCCUAUUCCAAACGCUAUUUGCGGAAGAGCUUGGACUUAUCCUCGAGGUCAGCAAGAAGAACUUGGAUAUUGUGUUGGGAAAGCUCUCUGAGGUGGGUGUUUCUUCUCAGAUCAUUGGCCGAGUUACUUCUACUCCCGUGAUAGAUUUGAAGGUUGAUGGGGUAACGCACCUGAAUGAGGACACUGCUCUCCUUCGAGACUUGUGGGAAGAAACCAGCUUUAAUAUUGAGAAACUCCAAAGGUUGGCUUCAUGCGUAGAUCAAGAGAAGGAAGGAUUGAAGUCCAGGCACGAACCUUCUUGGAAUUUGUCCUUCAUUCCUUCGUUCACUGAUCAAAAGUACAUAACUGCCUCUUUGAAGCCCAAAGUAGCUGUUAUUCGAGAAGAAGGCAGCAAUGGAGACCGAGAAAUGUCUGCUGCAUUUUAUGCUGCUGGGUUUGAACCGUGGGAUGUUGCAAUGUCGGACCUUCUUAAUGGAUCUGUCUCUCUGAAUGAAUUUCGUGGAAUAGUCUUCGUUGGAGGGUUCAGCUAUGCUGAUGUGCUCGAUUCAGCCAAAGGUUGGUCAGCUUCUAUACGAUUCAACGAACCUCUUCUCGCUCAGUUUCAGGAGUUCUACAGGCGGCCUGAUACAUUCAGUCUCGGUGUCUGCAAUGGAUGUCAACUCAUGGCCCUGCUGGGAUGGGUUCCAGGUCCCCAGGUUGGGGGAGUUCUUGGAGCUGGUGGGGACCCAUCACAGCCACGGUUCAUCCAUAAUGAGUCUGGCCGUUUUGAGUGUCGUUUCUCUAGUGUAACAAUAAAGGAUUCACCUGCCAUGAUGUUCAAAGGAAUGGAGGGUAGUACGCUGGGCAUAUGGACUGCUCAUGGCGAGGGAAGGGCGUAUUUCCCAGAUGAUGGUGUCCUUGAUCGUGUGCUGCAUUCACAUCUGGUGCCGCUGAGAUACUGUGAUGAUGACGGAAAUCCAACUGAAGCCUAUCCUUUCAAUGUGAAUGGCUCUCCUUUAGGAGUGGCUGCUAUAUGUUCUCCUGAUGGAAGACAUCUAGCUAUGAUGCCUCAUCCCGAGCGUUGCUUUUUGAUGUGGCAAUUCCCCUGGUACCCAAAGCAUUGGGAUGUGGAGAAGAAAGGACCUAGCCCAUGGUUGCGUAUGUUCCAGAAUGCAAGAGCAUGGUGCCUCGAGACAACUGGCAAAGCUUAAAAUUGCUGUCCAAUUGCAAGAUUUGUUAGAUACCACCGGAGCACCAGUCCCUUGUUCUAGACCUGGCCAUGGGAAUGAUAGCGACGCAGAAGAAUGGAGCGUGCAGAAAACUGUUACGGUUAAGGCGGUGUUGGAGGAGGUGUCUCAGUUUAUGGUGUUAUGUAGGAGCUGUGAUACUCAAAUACUUUUUCUUAGUUGACAAUACUCAGAGUGUUUCGACCACGAUCGCCACAAUUUUGAGUGUAGAAAGCCAGGAAUCUAAAUUCUCUCUGUGGUGAGAAGUGUCGCUAAUCAUAAUGACAACGCGAAGCUUUACGAUGCGGUUGCGCAAACAAGAAUUUUGCACGCGAAUUCAGAACGAGAAGUCGCAGGCCGCCAUCCAUUUCAGAUUGAAGUAACUAACCGAUACAGGAUGAAUCGAUGAGGACUUGAAGUAACCAACCGACCACCAUUAUCUAUGUACUAUGAAUCUCAUCCUCUUUGUCGCCAUGUACUUGUAUGCAUCUCCCUUUUUAUUGAUCAAACAACGCGACGUAUCACUAUCA
Molecule: messenger RNA, 4864 nt
Organism: Rhodamnia argentea
Lineage: Eukaryota; Viridiplantae; Streptophyta; Magnoliopsida; Myrtales; Myrtaceae
Product: probable phosphoribosylformylglycinamidine synthase, chloroplastic/mitochondrial
Exons: 6
Coding region: 66-4319 (1417 amino acids)
Biological process (GO): 'de novo' IMP biosynthetic process
Molecular function (GO): phosphoribosylformylglycinamidine synthase activity
Source: RefSeq, a predicted model, not a curated record